AUGGGUAUUAUUACUAGCCUUGCAGAGGACGACGUCAGCAAAUUUGACUAUGUGAUUGUAGGAGGUGGAACAGCAGGGUGCAUUGUUGCUAGUCGCCUGUCUGGAUAUCUGCCUCAGAAACGAAUCAUUGUCAUUGAAGGCGGCCCAAGUGACAUUGGGGAUGAUAGAGCUCUCAUCCUCAAAGAGCGUGUCAGUACGCAAGGGACCGAGCUGGAUAUGAGAUACAAAACAACGGAGCAGCCUAAGGGUGGAUGCUCCAGUCACAAUGAUAUGGUAUCGUUCCGACUACCGGAGUACGACACGCGAAUUUGGGAAAAACUGGGUGCAAAAGGGUGGACUUUCGAUACGUUUAAUCGACUACAUGAUCGCAUCCGUGCAUCUACAUAUCCUGCUGCUCAUCCUCGCGACCGGAAUCAGUUGACUAAGGACUGGAUAUCUUCUGCGCAUGAUGCUCUGGGUUUGCCCUAUAUCUUGGAUCUAAACGAUGACAUUAGUGGUUCUGAAGGUCUAAGACCUAGUGUCGGCUGGACACCGCUUUCCUACAACCCAGACAAUGGCUACCGUAGCAGUGCCAGCGUGGCCUACAUCCAUCCCAUUCUUCGUGGAGAAGAGAAGCGGCCAAAUCUUACAAUCCUAACAAGUGCUUGGGUUUCUCACCUCAACAUCAUAGGCGAUGCUGCAAUCAGCGUCGAUGUUACGACAAAUGACGGAGAGCGACUGACAAUUCCUGCGUCUACCGAGAUUAUACUCUGUGCUGGGUCUAUCGACACCCCUAGGCUAUUGCUACUGUCUGGUCUCGGACCUCGUCAAGAUCUAGAGGAUCUUCGGAUCCAGAUCACUAAAGAUAUUCCGGGAGUAGGCCAAAAUCUCCAAGACCACCCAGCAACGGUCGUCGUAUACGAUCUACACGAUAAAGCUCCGUCACAAACUGCCACUCAUUCCGAUGGACUUGCGUUUCUCCGACAUAAACCUGAGAACUGGGCCGGCGAUGAUGGAAACAUUCCAGAUAUAUUAUUACAUAUGUGGGCAUUAGAAUUCAGCGACGAUACCAGUCGCGUAGGUUAUGCUCGCCCGGAUAAUCCAUUCUGUGUACUCCCUGCCAUUCUGCGUCCACAAACUCAAGGCAAAUUAUAUCUGAAGUCAGAUAAUCCUACUGAUCCACCGGCGUUGGACUUUAAGUACUUUGAAGACCCUGAAGGCUAUGACGCGGAACUCCUUGUUGCUGGUAUCAAGGCAAUAAGGAAAUUGGCGCAGACAGAGCCUCUCAAGAGAUGGAUCAAACGAGAAGUUGCGCCUGGCCCGGACAUCGUCUCUGACUAUGACUUAGAUGUAUAUGCUCGCAAGGUGGGCGCGUCGAUCUAUCAUCCAGCCUGCACGACCAAAAUGGGAGAUCUGGAGGCAGACCCCUUGGCAGUGGUUGAUUCGAAACUCAAAGUAAGAGGGAUGAAGAAUCUCCGCAUCGCUGACGCCGGUAUCUUUCCAACGAUGAUUUCUGUAAACCUGAUGUUGACAGUCAUGGCGGUGGGUGAACGAGCGGCAGAAUUGAUUGCUGAAGAUGCAGGCUGGAGCGGACUAAGUGCUUAA
This is a messenger RNA of Exophiala aquamarina CBS 119918, 1584 nucleotides long. RefSeq lists its product as uncharacterized. Bases 1 to 1584 code for a protein of 527 amino acids. Gene Ontology annotation, molecular function: flavin adenine dinucleotide binding; oxidoreductase activity, acting on CH-OH group of donors. The record is from RefSeq and is a predicted model, not a curated record. The transcript is spliced from 2 exons. Lineage: Eukaryota; Fungi; Ascomycota; Eurotiomycetes; Chaetothyriales; Herpotrichiellaceae.